Myxocyprinus asiaticus (Chinese sucker) is the source of this 13508-nucleotide messenger RNA. RefSeq names its product UDP-GlcNAc:betaGal beta-1,3-N-acetylglucosaminyltransferase 2b (gene b3gnt2b). Gene Ontology annotation, molecular function: hexosyltransferase activity. The transcript is spliced from 2 exons. The coding region runs from base 9246 to 10439 and encodes 397 amino acids. The record is from RefSeq and is a predicted model, not a curated record. NCBI's taxonomy places the organism in Eukaryota, Metazoa, Chordata, Actinopteri, Cypriniformes, Catostomidae. Gene Ontology annotation, cellular component: membrane.
CUUGCUUGGGCUUUCAAGAAACACGAAAAAUUCCAGAAUUUAAAUAAAUAAUUACAUGUGUUGGAUGUUUGCAUUGUAGGGAUGUACAGGCAGAUUUUAUAGAUAGAAUCAGUGAUUAGGUGGCCAGUGUUUACUCACUGAAAUUAGAUGAUUUUCUAAGUCAGUAGGUAUAUUGGAAUGUUUGGGUAUAGCAAUAUGGCGGCACAGUGGCUUCAGUGUUAUAUUAUGAUUCACUAUGUCGCGAGCCAUCACGUUAUAAUUUAGCUGAAGCAAGCGUGUGGAGUGACUAGCGUCCCCGUGCCAGAGUGUGCAUCAGCCGGGAGAAGAUUCAAUCUCUUCACCAGUCACUUCAUGUAACUCAUAGACGCUACAGCCAGCCCUACUUUUAGCUCCCCUCCGUGGACAUUACACCCAAAAAACAAAGCUCAAAUGUGCCCAUACACCCAACACUUAUUGCUUUGGCCACUGGGGGCAGUGUUUCACAUUUCGUUAAGCACAGACUGAUUUUAGCUAAAGCUUACUGUUUCUGAUUUCAGUGUAAGAUCAGCCUGUUGGCAGAGAGGGCUUCCUUUCAUGCGAUGGUGUUCCUCAGAAGUGUUACUUAAGAAUGACUCAAGCACUUUCAUGUCUUUUUGUUUUGGUCAGCUGUGUUGCUCGUAACAGCCACAUAGGAAAUACUCCACCCUGACUCAGACAAUUAGCUUCAAUGAUAGAGAAUCCAUUCCCUUGCAGGAAAUCUGAACAACUGCUGUCCGGCUUGGGCAUCAGAUAAAGAGGCAUAUAACAGGAUUGCAUUUUGUGUAGUAUUUUAUUUAACAUUGCUAAGCUAGAAUUGUAUUUUGAAAGGUUAGCAUUCAUUUUAUUCUAUUUAAUUACAAAUUCUUUACAUAGACACUACCAGUCAGAAGUUUGGACACACCUUCUCAAUCUUUAUUAUUACUAUUUUCCACAUUUAACAAUAAGAUUAGUCAUCAAAACUUUCGUAAUGAAAUUGCUGUGACCAAAAAUGUUACAAAUAUAGAAACAAAUAAAAUUUAUAUAAAUCUAAAAUUAAUAUUUUAGAUUCUUCAAAGUAGUCAUCCUUUACCGAGAUUAAAGCUCUGCACACUGUUGGUAAUUUCUUAACCAACUUCAUCAGGUGAAAUGACCUGGGUCUCGUUUCCCAAUAACGAUUGAUCUUGGUGGUUAAAAGUGUUUUCUACGAACGAUUUCCCAAAACUACACUUAACAUGAGUGAGCGAGGACACGCUUUAAGUGCUACUUAAGAGAGUCAGUGUCCGUGUGACAGUGCUGAAUUGUGACCAUAUAGUGAUGCUCAUCAUUGUAACUUCAUUAUAUCUGUGCAUAACUUUACAAUCAUUUGUAAUUUACAUCGCUAAUAUUUGUUUAAAAAUGUUUUCUUAAAUAUUCAAUCUAAUUAACUACAUAUUUCCACAUUGUCUUACAAUAAUUUUGUGCAUAACAAUCUUUCUUUUACACAAUCUGCUUCCAUAAGUGUGCAUGUGUAAUAUUUCAUUUUCACAAAUUUUUCUCGAUACGAAAGCUUCCGAUUAGUGAAGACGGCGGAGGCCCUUUGUAUGAUCCUGCUAAUUACAAGCAUUCAUUGAAUGUUACGAGGUUCACUGUGUUAUUAUGCACUGCAAAAUAAGGAGACGUUUAGAAGAUGCGCUUACUCUUUAAUCCCAAAAUUGGUAACGGUGACAGCAAUGCUGCAUGUGCGGUGCGACACAACUUGUAGUGCUGGUGAGAGCACCUCUGGGGGUCAAGAUAAGAAGCGCAGAUAAGGAUGAUGAGCCAAUAUUUUUUUACAGUUUUCAUGCAGUUAUUUACUUUUUUCUUCUCUCUCUGGUUUUAAUUUAUACAGUUGUCUGCAUCAAUCAUUCCACCACUUUGCUGUUACCAACUAGUCCACACAAAUAACUUUAUUUGUUUACUAAUUAAUAUAUUCAUCCAUUUAUAUAGACCAUCUAUUUUAUGCAUUUAGUUAUUAAUAUUAUUAUCAUUAUUAUUAUUAUUAGACUUGUCUGUUAAAAUAAAAAUAAAUAAAACAUAGGUAUCCUGAUAUUAAAGGUUUAGCAUAAAGUGUAGCUAUAAUUAUUUAAAUUGUUUCAAGUGUAAUUUUGCGUUUGUCCUGCAGGUGUCUGCAUAAGUCUAUGUGCUACCGAUGCUCUUAGGAGUCGCUGUAGGAGUCCUCCAGAGCACUCAUAAAUCUACGAGCAUUUUCAAGUACUACAUAAGUUACGAUGCUUUUGGGAAAUGGGCCGCAAAACUAAGAUGAAUCAUAAGAUGGAUUCUACGAUCUACUUAGGCUUACGAUGCUUUUGGGAAACGAGGCCCUGGAAUGCUUUUUAAAUCAUAUUGAGGGAGUUCCCAUGUUUGCGGGGCACUUUUUGGCUGCUUUUCCUUAACUAUCUAUUCCAACUCAUCCAAAAAAUGGGUUUAGUAAAGACAGACGUGAGGGCCUUUCCCACUGGCGGGACUAAAGCCCGUUUUAGAUAUUUUCCCCAGGACUAUUGCUUUUUGUCGCUUUUGCACCUAAGGAACUAUAGUUCCUUGAAGCCAUUUUAGGGGACAUUUUUAGCUCCAACCCCGGGGUAGGUACUUUUGGGGCAUAUAGGAACUGUAGGACUGUGGGAGAUGCUGGAGCCUGUGACUGGACAAAACCCUGCAUUGAGAAAGGAGAGGCGCUCCAUAACCACCAAUAGUAAACAACUAGCUGCUAGCCUGCUACGGAGAAGAUUGCGCUAAUUUUACAAUUCCCUUAACAGAAAUAACAUAUAACAAACAAAUUAUCCAAAGAGAAUCACCCAUUUCACGUGUGUGUGUGUGUGACUUCAUGGGGAGACACGAUUUGAGUUUAUCGCAUCUGUAUUGUGUGACUAUAAAGAAAAUAAAGUGAAUUCUGGAUUACUACAUCAACUUUUUCCUGGGAUGACGGAUAUAAAUAAUCAGAUGUUAAUCUAGAGUGGGUAAUUGAACGUUAUUAUACACUAAACCAUCAUUAAAUCUAGUUUAUGUGAGGGAAGUAUUGCGUGCCUGAUACUGCUUGGUUAACUUGCAUCAAGACUCAAGUCAAUGAGUGAGUAUUUCAGUACAGUAUUUUAUGCUGAGCCAUAAAAGCCUUUAUUGCAAAAGAUUGUGUAAAUUGGUUUAUAGUACAUUUUCAACUAGGGAUGCACCGAUACCACUUUUUCUCUUCCGAUUCCGAUAUCUGAAAUCUCAGUAUCCGAUCCGAAACCAGUGUUGUUUUUUUAAUAAUCAGUUUAUAAUAUCUAUACCUCACUGAGUGAUGCUAAUUAUAUGUAAAGAAACACAAACCUUUAACUACACAUUAUUUCAGUAUAAAUGUACAAACUAUUAAGAAAAACUUUGUUAACUAGUCUACUGGAUAAUGCUGCAGCAAAAUUAACAGUAAUUCCAGUCUAAGUGUUCAGUAGAAAAGAAAGCAGUUUUUUUGUUGUUGCAAAAAAACAUUCAACUUGUAUCUGGACUCAAGAUAUGUUCACUUUUCAUUCACAGUUAUUUUUUGGAACCCAUUAAACUUAAAUAUUGUUACAAUUUGUAAACAAAUAAUAAUAAUAAAUUAUUAUUAUUAUUAUUAUUAUUGACUUUUAGAAUUUUACAUACAAUAUAUUUCAAUCGUGCACCUUUAAAUUCUGAACUCUCCAGGAAGUCCUGUAUGUGUCUGUUUGUAAACAAGUUCACAGUAGUUUAAUUAGCUUCUUAUUAAAAUUCUGGCAAAAUGCACCUCCGGCACUGUUCUAAAUGCGUAUUAUAAGUGAACUGAACUAUUGAGCAUCUACAUCUGAGAUGUUGUUCGUGAGUAGUGCUCAAAUGUUGCGCAACACUUGAAGGCUAAAAAAAGGCGCAAGUGUGUGUGUCAACAGAGCAGUGCCAUUCAAUAACACGCUGGCGCUGCAAGUGCAUAUUAUAUAUUUACUUAUUAAACACAGCCUUUUGUGAUUCACAGAGCUUUCGCACAUCUUCAAGUGGCUUUGAAUAAAAUGCACAAGUCAUUUUAACUACUUCAAUGGUGUUUGUAUGGUUCUUUUAUGUCAUUUUUGGAGCUUGACAGGAACGAACAUGACUAACACACAGUAUCGGAUUUAGAUCGGGCUCGUCGGACCAAUACCGAUCCAGGUAUCGGAUCGGUUCAUCCCUAUUUUCAACAUGUUGUCCGCUGAGUCCGGCGUGUGCUGCGUGGUUAAACAGCUCGUUUCUGGCUGCGGGCAUCACAGAGCACCGCACGCGUGGCUCACGAGCCCAGUUUAAACUGAAACCUGAAGACACAUGUUGUGUCCAAUAACUGGAAAAUGCUGCCUUCGGAGGAUGUAUAAGGAUGGAUGAAGUUAGGAUGCAAUAAGGUGCCUUUUAAAAUGUUCAGAGAGUUCCAUUCAUCCAAAAACACUGUUGUUUAAACCAUUAACUGAUAAGGCAGCUGCCUACGUUUUCCGAUGCAGCCAAAGUUCGUAUAAAACAGGCCUAAACAAACAAAAGUGUAGUUCUGAUCCCGGCGUCCUCUGUCGGUGUUGAUUAUUUUGUUGCUAUUGAAACACGCAUGCAAAUUACAUCAGAAUAAAAAUGGUCGAUACUAGAUGACGUCACUACGGUGGUUAUUUUGUGAGUGUGAAUUCAAUGGGGGAAAAGUCUCUUCAGGUGUCCCGUUCCUUGUAAGAGUUCUCAUCUAGAAAGUUACUAAGGGAAAAGUGCCAGGCCUGUAAGUGGGAAAGGUCCUGUAGACGCAAUUUAUAUUUGUCUGCAGAACUCAUUUCAAGCAUUUGAGCAUAAGCCAUUUGAUCACAGGGUUUUUAAGAUCUUUAAUUUAAUUGUCCAAACUUUUGACUGGUAAUGUAUAUGAUUAAAAAGGUAUUAUUUGAUUACUUGGUCCUCUGUCCCUGGUGUUCCCUUCCAUUAUUUGUUUCCUAUCCAUCUGUUUUGGUCGCUGUCUUCAUGGUCAUGUUCUGAGGAUGACUUUGCAACCUACAUUUUUAGAGACAGAAGCCUGUUAUUAUGUCAGCUUCACUUAAGUGCACUGUCCAGCACCCAAUAUUGUGUUGUAGUGGAGACUCUCUCGUCUGCAUCAAUGGCAGAGUUUACAGUCAUAAAGUGCAAAAUGACUGGUUUGCUUUUGGAGGAUGAAGCUGAAUGUUUGCCAAACAUUAUUUUUAUCUGACAUUAGCAGUGGGCAAGCAAUUCAGACACAGAGAUUUAUAGUUGCGUUUAUGCAUUUGGCGGAUGCUUUUACAGUGCGUUCAAGGUAUGCAAGGUUUAGUUUGUUCCCUGGGAAUUGAACCAGUGACUUUACAGUAGCUUUGCUUUCACCAUACUCUACCAUUUGAGCUAUAGAAAUCCCAGAUUUAGCAUCAGUGUUAGGUAAGUAAGCAGUAGUAAUGCUUUAUGGUUUCUUGAAUAUCAGUAAUGACUUGGCACCAAAAAACUUGUUGCCAUUUCUUUUCUGCUCUAAUAACAUUUUCAUCUCAAGUGGAUUUUGCACAUAGUUACCUAAAUUCCUUCUACUAACAAGUUGGUACUGCAAGCAGCAUGCUUUCACAUCCAUAGUUAUUUAUUUUUCAGUUUUGUAAGUGGUCAAGUUGUAAAGGGUGUUUGAAAGUAGUGUUUAGUCUGUCAGUGAGAAGCAGAGAGACAUCCAGUUCAAAGUUUACACAGCAAAUGCAGACAGUUAAUUAUUAAUGAGAGACCUCCUGUGAAUUCUUACACUUUUUUAUCUCACUCUCUCUGACUGCAAAUCUACUAUGUAUGUGAAAAUUACUUUUUUGAAUGUUAGGAGUGUUCGUCUCGCACAUGUGUAACCACCUCAAAAGUAUUGUAUGCCCAUGGCAUGAGUUUUAAUGUUUGAAACAUUAAGGUGUGUGUCAUUUGUGAGUUACGGAAUGUUAGUCUCCAUGACAUUGCCAUUGUUUUAGUAAAAAGAGUCCUCCAUUCAUUGAUACCAUUAGUCCUUUUGUAGCCCACAUUGCAGUAGUUUUAUUCUUGGUCAUUUAACCCAUGUUAGUGAGUGUUUGUUUCAAAGACUUAUAAUGCUACAUGACAACAGUGUUUACUUUGUCUCUGACCUCUUUUGAACCCCCUGCAAAGGUGUGUUGGGGGAAGAAGACAAAUUUCUCAAAACUUCUAGAAAGCUGUAUGGGAGAGGAAAAACAAUAUUCUUUCUGCUUAUUUUAAAAUAUCAGCCUAAGCCUCACAAGAUAUUUAAAACUCAUGUAAAAUUUACUUUAGUGGUUGUUUUGACACUGUUUCAGCUGUAGCAUUGUUGUGUGCUUUAAAUGUGUUUAUGUCAUGGCAAUUUUAUAAUGUGGUUAGCAUUGAGGUUAUCUACACCUAAAUAGAGUGAGAACUCAGUUCUCUUUGCUAAUAAUUGCUUUGCAGUAGUUGUAGCAACCAAAUAGGAAAUUAUGCUUAGCAUGGUUGAUGAAAAAGUGCACAGUCCCAAAUUCUUCAGUAGCCCGAACAUGUAAGUGAUAUUUUUCUCUGUGCUUGUCAUUUCAAGUAUGACCAGAAAAUACUUGACCAGCUUAGAUAAUAUUUGGACUAAUCCCAGUGUGUGAACAGGCUCUAUUUAUUCUAGCUUUUACAGGCUCUGAAGUCAAGGCAAAGCUGUUUUUUUUCUCAGUCCCAUUUGAACCAUUAUUGUAAUAGCAGCAGCUAAACUAUUCUCAAAUCUGUGUAAAGUCAUCAUUCAGUAAGUUGUUUUUUCUCUGCAGAUCUGGAGCUCUAGCUAAAUAGCGUGAAUGUAAUGUCACUAUUAGUUAUCUGUGUGUACAAGUCAUGGUUUAAAUUACUGAAUUGAGUAGAUGUUGGUGGCCAAUGUUUAAACUACAGGAUUUUGUAUGAACUGUAAGAUUAAUGACAAAGUCUGGGAAGUCCGCCCCGAAUUGACUGUGGAAGUGCACGUAGAUGCAUUGUCCUUUGUUAUUUGUCUUUAUUUGGAAGUUAAUUUAUAGUCUAUGUAUUCCAUUUUAAGAGAAAAUGUAGUCCAUCCUAUGAUCAUGAAAUGAACUUUUAAAAACAAGUAUUUCAAAUAUUUCAAAAAUUCACUGAAAAAUAUUUGAACACUCAUCACUGCCUGUCUUGUAGUACCAGUUUGUAUUGCUUGGAUAAAGUGUUUAUUUCUUUAAAACAAAAAGUACGGAUAAUACAAGGUCAGUUUCACAUUUGGAGUAACAUGCUUUAAAUGCAUUAAAUACACCAACACAGAAACUGAAAGGUAAAAAAAAAAAAAAGAAUAGAAGUGGUUUCAUACUCAGACUCUUUGCGAAUUUGAGCAUAAUUAAGACAAACCUGUCUGCCACAAGAUCAUGGUGUAUGAGACAUCAAUUGUUGUGUACGCUACAUGUUGGUACAGUUGAUUGUGCAGUCAGGAAGAACUUGAUCACACCUCCAGAAUGUACCAGCAUGUUUCACUUAAGACAGACAGAUAAUGAUGUUUCAGGAUGGCAAUGAAUAGCUCUCUGUCACUUCUACAGUCUUUAAAAUCCCUGCUGAUUUUAGAGGCCACCUGGCAAAUAAGGCUGCUCUAAAUUGAGUCCUUUAUGUCUGUACUCGGAUACACUCAGAGCACCUUUCCAUAGGAGAUGUUUGGUCAUAUACUCUCUAAGGACUUUGACAGAAAGGUGUAGGACAAGAAAAUAGUGAGUAAAAGGGGAUGGGGGUAAGGUAAGUGAAAGAAAGGAAGACAGAGAGCAACAAAAAAAAAAAAAAAAAGAAACUGUUGGGAAAUUUAGCUAAUUAGAAGAAUAGGGAGUUGAAUAAAAACAGGCAUUUAGACAGACAGCUUAAAGACAACAUGCAGCAGAGCAAAGUGGUUGCUAGGAGUCAAAAACAGUGAAAUGAGAGAAAGAGGGAGGAGUUUGUGAAAGGGAAGCGACAGGUCUAUGGGAAAAAGCACAUGAAAAUAAAUCGCAAGAAAUGAAGCAGGUGACAAAAGUGUUGUAGAGAGUCUUAAUUUUAAAAAUACGCUUGAUUUUAUAACCUGGAAGAAGAGGCAGUAUUGGCCUUCAGUAAGUGUGAAUUGACGUCAGCCUCAUAAAAUUAAAAUAUUAUAUUGUUGGAAUUUUAAAUGUCAGGUUACACGAUUCUCCAACCAAGUCUUGCACCCAUUAUUAAGUCAUAGCCACUGGACUGAGUUAACGUAAAGAGGUUUGCUUUGGUUAUUUUUAGCUUGGCAGUCUAAAAUUUAAACAGACAAUCUUGACACUUCUGAAGCUUGAAAUUGGGCCAAGUCCUUCCAAGUAAUAGAUGUCUUUGUGUCCAGUGAUAAUUUGAAGUCCUUAUUGGACCCUUCACAAACUGUGAUGAUGCGUUUUCACCUUAUUUAGCAACGUAAAUUUAGAAAAGUAUUUUACAUUUGCAAUUUUUUAAUUAUUAAAUGUAAAUUUAUAACAUUAUACUUUUGUAUUUUAUUCCCCUUAAUUAGUUAAAAAAAAAAAAAAAAAGUUAACACUGCUAUGAUGAGCUUUCUAAUACAGCUGCUAAGAUAGUGACAGUACAUUUGGCCUCUUUCUCACUUCUGACUGCUGUAAUCCACUGCGCUCGCCUUCUUUUGGAAAGCUGUGAAAGCAGAAUAGUGGAUUUUUUUUUUUAUUUUGCUGUUUGAGCAAACGGGUAAGCAAAAGUAUAUUUGCCUUGGUCACCAAUUCACUGCUAUACAAGGUUAACCUGCUAUUGUUUACAUCCGCUUCCCAAACUAAGAUAUGUGAACAGGAUCCAUAGUGAGGUAUGUCUUCUUGACUUGGACAGUGUCCAAGUGUAGACAGUUGACAUAUGCAAUGAUUUGCAUGCCAUACUCGAGCAUUCAAUUGCAAACACACAAAUUGACAAACGCUCAGUCAUUACAUGUUUUGUCAUAGAAUAUAGGUAAAUAUAUAUAUAUAUGUGUGUGUUUGUGAAAGUUCAAGCUCCUGUCACAACAGUCUUUUGUUUAUUGUAAUGAGUAAAAUACAGAAGUGCAGAGGAAAAUAGAGUGGAGAUACUUUUUAUUACUUUCUUAGCAGCUUUAUUUAAUUAGAAACAACUGGUAAUAACAAAUGAUGAGAGAUAACACUGAUAACAAUGCAAGACAUUCAGAGAAUUAAAGAUGGGCAAGGCAGUAAAAAAAAAAAAAAAUACCAGAAAUGGACUUACUACACUGAUGGCUUAAGACUUGACAGCUUUGAGAAACUAGCAAGAAGACCUGGAAAGUUCUGCUGAAGUCACACUACUGUACAUGGGUGGUGAGUCUCAACACCAUGCAGGGGCCUCGGAGGAAGGUGAAGGUCAUGGUGAUGAUGACAAUGGUGUUUAUCUUUAUAGUGGUAGAAGUAUCUCGUAAUGCUGGGAAGGGUGAUGGCAAUAAGAAUAAGAUGCUGGUUCCCACAAAGCAGUUCUGGGCUAAAGAUGUUCCCAGUGACGCCUACUGGAAUCGCCAGCAACAGCAGCUCAACUACAUAAACAACCUCAAUCUAGAAAAUCUCAACUCAACGAUUGAGAAAAUUCCAGACUGGCUCAACGACACAGUCAGUCUUGACUCCUGUGAGCCAGACUUCAGAGUGACCACGCAAGUUAAGGAUUACAAUUCGCUUCCAGACCGCUUCAAAGACUUCUUGCUGUAUAUGCGGUGCAGAUCAUAUCCCAUCGUGGUGGACCAGCCAAACAUAUGCAAAGACCAACCGUUCCUCCUCCUAGCGAUUAAAUCUUUAGUUCCGCACUUUGAUCGACGUCAGUCGAUCCGUGAGUCAUGGGGCAAAGCUGGUCGUCUUGCAAACAAAACAGUUGUUACAGUGUUUCUUCUUGGUAAGGCAGCCACAGAGGACCACUUCCCUGAUCUGUCACAAAUGCUCCAUCAUGAGUGCUUAAUGCAUGGGGAUAUUCUUCAGUGGGACUACAGGGAUACAUUCUUCAACCUCACCAUCAAGGAGGUCCUCUUCCUGGAGUGGCUGAUGACUCGCUGUUCUGAAGCUAGUUACGUCUUCAAGGGUGAUGACGAUGUUUUUGUCAACACCUUUCGCAUCAUAGACUUCCUCAGCAAUCUCUCCCAUGCCAAAGGCAAGGAAUUGUUUGUAGGGGAUGUGAUUACCAAUGCUGGCCCACACAGGAACAAGAAGGUCAAGUAUUUCAUCCCUGAGAGUGUGUUUGUCGGAACGUACCCUGCAUACGCUGGUGGAGGUGGUUACCUGUUCUCAGGACAGCUGGCCAAGAAAAUGUAUAAUGCCUCGAGACAGGUGGCCCUCUACCCUAUUGAUGAUGUCUACACAGGUAUGUGCCUUAUGAAAUUGGGCCUUGCGCCUGAGAAGCACAAAGGCUUCAGGACCUUUGAUAUCGAGGAGAAAUACCGUGAUAAUGCCUGUGCCUACAACAGCUUGAUGCUGGUCCACCCCAGAAGUCCUCAACAUAUGAUCAAAAUCUGGGCCUGGCUAAACGACCCAGACUUGAAUUGUCAGUGACCUCUCAGGAUUACUGAUCCAGGUUGUGGCAGCUUGAUUAUUUUUGCCAUUGUUCUAUUGUGAGUUGUUAUUAUUGUCAUUAUGUACAUGCAAACUUUGGAACAUCCAUUGAUUUCAUGGUUAGGGUCAGGAGCAACAAAGAGCUGUUUAGAUGUAUGUAUUUCAAAUGUGGCUCAAAAUUGCUGCAUCCAUAGUAUUCCAAUGACUUGACUUAUGGUCUGUUUUUAAUGUUACAAGUAUUUAUACCAUGCUCCAUUGACAACACUGGUAGUGAAGAUGCAGGAGAGAAUGGGAUUAUGGGUAGUGCAGUUCAGCUGGUCUGAACAAUGCACAGUGGCAGUACACAGCUUACCAAAUAAUGAGCUUACCAGUAUAUCUCUUUAUCAUUUUAAGAUAUUUUUUUCUCUUUUUUUUCUGGAGUCGAUUAGACAUUAUGUGACAUAAGUUCAGAAAAUAAAUGUUGUAUUAUGCUGGAGCUGUUUUUGACGAUAAAAUUAAUGGUUUCUUUGGGGUUUUUCCAAGUUUUAACUGUGCUGAAACAAACUUUAAGGCAUCUAUACAUCCAUCACAAGCUUAAUCCCACUGUCCAUGCUAGCUGCUUUAGUUUUCUGUGUUGUGCAUGAAAAUAAUGCACAAAAAGCCUGAAAAUAGAGAUGAGUUUAGAGGAAGAAAGAAAAUGAUGGUGAGUAGAUGGGAGAAUUUUCAUAUUUGGGUGAACUAUCCCUUUAAUGGCUUAUUUUAGAGCUGUGUUUGUGGGGGCAAAACUUAAAUAGGUUACCUACCAAGCCUCUGCACAUUCUUAAAUGAAUAGUUCACCCAAAAGUGACAAUUUUGUCAUUAUUUACUCACCCUCAUGUUGUUUCAAACCUGUAUGACUUGCUUCUGUGGAACAUAAAAAGCGGAUAUUAGGUAUUAAGUUAGUCUUAGUCAUCAUUCAUUUUUAUUGAUAAUUUUUUACCAUACAAUGAAAGAGAAUGGUGACUGAAGCCUAACUGAAGUCUGCCUAAAAACUUCUUUUGUGUUCCAUCGAAGAAAGUCAGGUGAGUUUUGAACAACAUGAGGGUGAGUAAAUGUAAAUAUUUUUGGUUGACCUGUCCCUUUUAGACUGCACAAAAUGCUACCUGUCUUACAUCGAAAUAAUUAAUUAUUUUGCUAAGUAGACAAUCAAAUGCAAGUCAAAAUCCUAUUAUUAUUAUUAUUACAAAUUUGCGAAUUAGACCUUGCUGUACAUUACUGCUUGAGUCAUAGAAUCUAACACAGCCCACUGAAGUGUGUUCGAUCCUGCUGUAGCAUUUCUUCGUGUACAAAAUCAUGCAUUCCUCAAAAUACUUGCUAAUAGUUUUAUUGAAAAAGCUGUCUAAAAUGCUAGUACCUUGUCUUAUUUGAAUCAUUUGUAAAACAUAUGACCUCAGGAUGUGUCCUCUGGCAAAAGUAAUCCAAAAAUAAAAAAAAUCAGUCUUGUAAAUCAAACAUGUAAUGUCAAGUACAUGAUUAUGAAAGUUGUGAGAGAAGGCAUACAAGGUUGUGGAGUUCUUUGGUUGCAUUUCCCCUUUUUAAUCAAGGGAUACUGUAAUUUACCUUCUUGUCUAAACAAGUGUAACCAGCCUGCGGCUCACAAGAGCCAAUUUUCCAACCCCAGAUUGAGCCUGUCGCUGUUUUGAUCACUGUGCUGUUGUUGUUGUUUUUUUUCCCUCCCAUAAAUGAAGGCCAGGAACUGUGUCUCAGCUGGCUUAUUUGAUUACUGAAUUUGAUUGAAUGGCUAUAAACGUUACAGUCAGUGACCCCUGCUGGUCAAUAAGGAUUUUUUUUUUUUUUUGUAAAACAAAGAAACACUGGAACCUUUUUUGCAACCUGGUUCUGAAACCAUGCUAUUUGCUCAUUAGGCUUCAGCCUAAUGGAAUAUUUAAAUGCCAGUCAACAAGUAGUUCAAGUUUAUUUUACUGUUCUUGUUUUCAUUUAGUUAUUUUGGUUGGGGCUAUUCAUUAUAACAGGUGUGAUGCUAAAAUGUGGACUGUAUCCAGUCUAUAAAUACUGUUGUCUGUUAUCCUUAGGUCUGCUACAUUCUGUUCUCUGAAGAGUGAAGUUAAGCUUGCGUCAUAGUUGCGUCAACUGUUGUUUUUAUUUUUAAGUUGUUCAUCCAGCUGUGAGGAAUGAGGGCCAUAAGGAUGUGUGUUUUAUUUAGUUUCUCUGCUGAUGGGGCAAGUAAGCCCAACGUAUAAUGACCUAAUGUAGUGUUUGAUGAGAGGGACAAAGUUUUUACAUGUAUUCAAAAAUGGUCAAAAAACUUGUAUUUAUAAACUACUAUUUUAUGUCAUUCUAGACAGUUCACCAAGGUAGAUUAGUACACUUUUUUAUACACUGGUAUUUAUUAGGUUCUACGAAGUUCUCAAAACUCUUCAGCUUUUAGAGAAUUCAUAAUUCUGUAAUUGCUGCAUCUGAUUCUGUUCUAUGACUGUUGUAUAAUGGACUUGCAUCUGUGCUUAACACUGUAGACCAUUCAACAAAAUGAACACUUGUUCUGUCUUCACAACUGUGUUUUUUUUAACUUCCUUCUGAUAUUUAGGUCCAGAUGUCCAUCAUGAUAAGAUAUUUGAAUGUUAAAAUUAUUUGAUUCACUAGUAAAAGUUGUUUAUGUAUAUUUAUGUGUAUUGAUGUGUAUAUGGAUGUACAAGCUCACAAUUGUUAUGUGCGUCUGGGGAGUAAUCAUGAUAAAUCAUUGCUGUGUUGGCUGAAUGUCAUUGUGAAUUUUAGAAUCUAUUUGUAUUAUGAAAUUGUUUAUUAAUUGCUCAUGAGUGAUAUCUACAUGGAAUUCCUGAAGAUUCCCCCUACAUGGAAUCCCCCCCCCCCACACACACUUAUUUAUGUGCUAAUUUAUAUUUUUGUCACAACACCUCUUACCAAAAACAAAAUCUGUGAACUGCAGACACCGUUACCAAAAUGUGCCUGUUCAUAAUUUUGAUUGAUUUAUCUUUGUGUCAGUCUUUCGUAAAUGCACAUUUUGUUCAUUUUAUCAAGACUGUGUCAGCCUUUUUGAUUGAUUAAAUAGAAUAAACUUUGAUGUAUUUUGUA